Molecule: messenger RNA, 3297 nt
Organism: Oncorhynchus mykiss (rainbow trout)
Lineage: Eukaryota; Metazoa; Chordata; Actinopteri; Salmoniformes; Salmonidae
Biological process (GO): regulation of transcription by RNA polymerase II; embryo development
Cellular component (GO): nucleus
Molecular function (GO): DNA-binding transcription factor activity, RNA polymerase II-specific; RNA polymerase II transcription regulatory region sequence-specific DNA binding
Source: RefSeq, a predicted model, not a curated record
GAACAGUGACCAAGAACAAUUUCCACGUUAGUGUUUUAUUGUUGUUAUUUCGAUGUUAAAAAAUGACUAAUUUAACUGCACAGCAUCACAUACUUACCCCAUAUAGUGUUUAAUUCGCGUUGGAGACAGGAAUUGGUUGAUAGACGUUAUUUAGCAGCUAACAAUGGCAACCUGUGUGGUUUUUCACACUCAAAUAGCCUCCAUCAUGGAGGUGCUGGCGAAUGCAGCCGUGGCAGAGAUCUGUAAACUCGUAGACGACGACUAUGCAGUGUUUCGUUUAGAAAUAACUCAAAGCCAGAAAGAAAACAGGGCUUUACGAAGGAAACUACUGGAAAUGAAGGUGGCACGGGAGCGCACAGAGAGGACAACGCGAGAGCGCGUCCUCGCCAGUCGUCCCAGUAGUGUCAAGAUCCUCGACCGAUACAGAGGAAUGACAAGAGGUGAAGGACAUCUAACUGGAGGCCACAGGAGCUUUGUGAAGCCAGUGGGACACAAUACAUGGAGAGAUGACCAACCAAUCACUGUUGAUGAGGGGAGUGGAACCUCAAUCCAGCAUGUUGUCGUUAUAGAGGCUGCAGAUGCAGAGACUGCUGGUCUUGGAGUCAAGCAGGAGAGGUCUGAAGAAGAGGAGAACCAACGGCACAGCAGAGACGUCCAGACUGGAGCGCCCUCUUUAGCCACGGCAAACCCCACCGCCACCACGCAGCCCAGUACCAGAUGCAGCGUCACAGAGGUCAGUGGAACGCUGAACGGCAUCCGCAAGUCAGAGACCGACACAGAGACUUUAACCGUAACACAGAGACCAGAGAGCCCAGAGAGACUGGGGCUUGGACCUCUGGGCUGUCAUCCUGCUCUCGGCUCAGAGUAUUUACUUUACGGUAACCCAAGCCUGAGGACAGUUCAUUCCCAUCGAGACGCAGGUGACGUGUUAGAAACUGGCAAUGAUCCGUCUUGUUCUUACUCUACAAAGAUGGACCCUGGCAACAUUCCCUUGGAUUUAGAGACACAGACUGAUCUGUCUAGAGGGGACUGGAACCAGUACAGUAGUAGUGUAUACUCUGAAGGGUGCCUAGAUAAGAAAGGGGAGGUUAUAGUGGUAGAUGAGGUGAAAGUGGAGGGCGACGUUCCUCCCACAUGGAAUGCAGAUACUCACUUAGGAAAUGGACUCUCACAGGGCAGAGAUUUCUUAGAUUACAGGGAAAGCUUAGAGACUAAUCCAAAUGUCGCAACCCACUCCCCUUUAAACGACCUCACGGAUCGCAACCCAGUGUCCACGUCGAUGCGGCCUUCCGAUUCACACAGCCGCGUCCUUUUCGAUCAGGUAUUGAACUCAAACGACAGGGCUAGAGCCCAGGCUCAGGGAAGGGGAGCAACAUCAGGCAAUAGUAAAGAGAAACGGUUCCUCUGCAUGUUCUGUAACAAAGGCUUCAGCUGCCCCCAGAAGGUGGAGAUCCACCAGAGGGUCCACACAGGGGAGAAACCCUUCAGCUGUACCCAAUGUCACAUGCGCUUUGCUGAGGCUGGCAACCUGAAGCGGCACCAGAGGGUCCACACAGGGGUGAAACCCUUCAGCUGUACUGAGUGUCAUAUGCGCUUCGCCCAGGCUGGUGACCUGAAGAGGCACCAAAGGGUCCACACGGGAGAAAGGCCAUUCGCCUGUAAUCACUGCGUGAAGAGGUUCUCUGAGAGGAGAUACCUAAGGAUACACCAGCAGAAAAUGCAUUCCACUCUUUAACAUAAAAGUUACAAUUCCACUCGAUAGCUACCUGGCUAGCUAAGUAAACAACAGCAGGAAUAAUCUAGCUAGCUGUAAAGUUUACAAGUAUCCCCACUAGCUGGCUACUAGACGACCAAUAUAACAUUUGGGCCUAAAGCUUUUUGUUGGGACCCAAGGCAAGCAACUCUUGCCUGUAUCAGUAUUGGACACUAGCUAUAAUGUGGACCAAUACUUUUAUAGCAAUAUAGCUACCUACUAAUGUAAUGGCCCAAUGUAUUGCACAUUGUUUUGAUAAACCGGUUAGAAUAAGGCUGUCAAAUCUAUACCAAAUGCAUUGCCUAUCAAUUAGGGCUGGGCGAUAUAUCGAAUUCAUUUGAUUAAUUCGACUUCAUGUUUUUGUGCGAUAUUCCAAAUGCCUGUAUCGCAUUUGGAAUAUUGCAUUUUUUGUGUUUUUCUGAGCGUUUAUGUCCCCUUGUUCUCAUGUUGUCUUUUUGGUUUCGUUCCUUCCUUCUGUGCUGUGCACCUUCCCAUUUACAUCAGAGAUCGGUAUAUAACGACGAUAUGCUCAUGUCUCCCUGCCCUAACAAUGGGGGGGAGGGAGUCGCCCCAAAGGCAGAACGGCAUUGGGCUUAUUUUGGAUAGAUUAUGACGAGAGUGAAACCUCUCGCUUUGUCUCUAUCUCCCAAGCCCCUCCCCCUAUCACUCACAACAAUAAAGAUGAGAGAUCACUUCUUCCUCUCUGACAAACGGUUUCAACUCGCUAUUUUGCAUUUGAGGUUUGGUCCAACAGAAAUCGGUCAUAUGGACACCGAAACACAUGGAGACAUUAUUUUACUGUUAUAGAGGAGAAGGUAACCUUUCGAACCAUACCAGACACUGCUAAAAACGGAUGUACCAAUGAACAUUCAUUCUGGGUAAUGUAUGCUCAGUUUGUCAUGCGCAUAUUACGGUACCACGUAUCGCUAGCAGCAUUUUUGUCAAAUAAAGAUUGUUUUACUAGCUGUUUAGUCUGUGUUUUCUGGAUGUGGAAUAAGCAUAAAACAAUUUAUAUAAGGAAUUGGCAACUUGUCAUUCUGAGAAAUAAGGUAGGCCACUUGACCUCAACAUCUGAACAAGGUGGACAGACUGUUCAAACAGUUGGAGACGGACAGAAGGGUGUGUUCAUAACAAUCCCAACUGUUUUGCCUUGUUAGCUGAAUUCAGAGCAUGUGAAAUUAUACCUAGAUCCAAGUUGGCUAAACUUGAAAUAUAAAUAGUAGCUGGCUACUCACUAGCACGUGGGCUUGUGCUAGAGAGCUUGUUUGAGACCGGUGUUCAUUUUCUACAAUACCUGCUACAUUAUUAGUGAAUUUGCAUCAUGCUGUGUUAAAUAUGUAACAAAAGGGCAUUUUCAUAGACAGACUUGAAGCCAGAUAAGUGAUUAUUGCGAAAAAUCUGAUUAAACUAUUUUGAUAAAAUAAUGAAAAGUAUUAGUGGUUCUUAUGAUUGUGGAAGGCUUAUAUUCAGCCUAGGUAUAACACCACACGCUCUGAAUUCAAUAGAUUAUUGCAGACUGUUUUAAAUGAAGUGUAUUUGACCUU